Rhodamnia argentea is the source of this 1767-nucleotide messenger RNA. RefSeq names its product laccase-4-like. NCBI's taxonomy places the organism in Eukaryota, Viridiplantae, Streptophyta, Magnoliopsida, Myrtales, Myrtaceae. The record is from RefSeq and is a predicted model, not a curated record. Gene Ontology annotation, cellular component: apoplast. The coding region runs from base 101 to 1765 and encodes 554 amino acids. The transcript is spliced from 6 exons. Gene Ontology annotation, biological process: lignin catabolic process. Gene Ontology annotation, molecular function: copper ion binding; hydroquinone:oxygen oxidoreductase activity.
AGCUCCUGCAGGUGAAUCAGCCGUCUAUUGUUCUGUCUCUGCCUGCGUUUUGUCUUCAAGUUUGCUCUGCCGCGCGCGCCCAGAUCAGGGUGGAGAGGAGAUGGAGCGGUGGUGGUUCCCGGCAAUGCUUGUGGUGGCUCUGAUGCUUCCGGCGGCUGCCAAGGGGUUGGCCCGCCACUACAAGUUCAGUGUGGUGAUGAAGAACACGACGAAGCUGUGUGCGAGCAAGCCCAUCGUGACAGUCAACGGCAAGUUCCCCGGGCCGACUCUUUACGCCAGAGAGGACGACACCGUCCUCGUCCAGGUCGUCAACCACGUUUCCUACAACGUCACCAUUCACUGGCAUGGGGUGAGGCAGUUAAGGACGUGCUGGUCCGACGGACCGGCAUACAUCACACAGUGCCCAAUUCGGCCGGGACAAAGCUAUGUCUACAACUUCACACUUACAGGCCAGAGAGGCACAUUGCUCUGGCAUGCGCACAUCACUUGGCUCAGGUCGACCCUUCACGGCGCCAUCGUCAUCUUGCCCAAGCGAGGAGUCCCGUACCCUUUCCCAAAGCCUUCCAAGGAAAAGAUCAUCAUUUUAGGUGAAUGGUGGAAAGCCGAUACCGAGCUCGUGAUCAGCCAGUCUGUACAAUCAGGCCUGCCACCAAAUAUAUCAGAUGCGCACACCAUCAAUGGACAUCCGGGGCCUUUCCCCAGUUGCUCUUCUCAGGGCUAUACACUCCAUGUGGAAAGUGGCAAGACCUAUCUCCUGCGGAUCGUAAACGCCGCUGUGAACGACGAGCUUUUCUUCAAGAUCGCGGGGCACAACUUGACCGUGGUUGAAGUCGAUGCUUCCUACACCAAACCCUUCAGCAUCGACACGAUAUUUAUCGCCCCGGGACAGACCACCAACGUCCUCCUAGCUGCCCACCAGAGCGGCGGAACCUACCUUAUGGCCAUCUCUCCCUUCAUGGACACCAUUGUUGGAGUCGACAAUUUGACUGCGACUGGCAUUAUGCAAUACUCUGGCACCCACGUCUCUACUGCUACGGUUCGAGCCAGCAUUCCUGCCAUCAAUGCCACCUCGGUCGAAUUCAGCUUCAUCAACUCGCUUCAGAGCCUCAAUUCGAAGCGAUACCCCGCGAACGUCCCAUUGGCCAUCGAUCAUUCCCUUCUCUUCACAAUGAGUGUCGGAGUGAACCCGUGUUCCACAUGUGUCAACGGGAGCAAGCUAGUUGCAGCAUUGAACAAUGUGAGUUUCGUGAUGCCAAGCACCGACAUCCUCGAAGCACAUUACCACAAGAUAAGAGGGGUUUACACCGACAAUUUCCCCGGAAACCCCCCGAUGACGUUCAAUUACACAGGGACGCCGCCAAGUAACAUGCAAACGAUGAACGGGACGCGAGUUUACAAGCUCGCAUACAACUCCACAGUUCAGAUCGUUCUUCAGGGCACUUCUAUAAUUGCACCAGAGAACCACCCUACUCAUUUGCAUGGCUUCAACUUUUUCGCCGUCGGGAAAGGCUUGGGGAAUUACGACCCGAACAAGGACCCCAAGAACUUCAAUCUGGUCGACCCGGUCGAGAGGAACACGAUCGGAGUGCCUACCGGCGGAUGGACCGCGAUCAGAUUCAGAGCAGAUAAUCCAGGUGUUUGGUUUCUGCACUGCCAUUUGGAAGUGCACACAACAUGGGGACUGAAGAUGGUGUUCAUAGUGGAAGAUGGUGAUGGCCCAAGCGAAUCCCUUUUGCCUCCUCCUAGUGACCUUCCAAAAUGUUAGGA